Molecule: messenger RNA, 2641 nt
Organism: Physcomitrium patens
Lineage: Eukaryota; Viridiplantae; Streptophyta; Bryopsida; Funariales; Funariaceae
Biological process (GO): magnesium ion transport
Molecular function (GO): magnesium ion transmembrane transporter activity
Source: RefSeq, a predicted model, not a curated record
CAAGUUUUCUGGUCUCUUGUCUGGAACUUUGAACUAUUCGUAACCAUGGUUCGUAUUUUUGAUCUCUGCUAAUGCAUGCUGCUCUCCACGCGCCUGAGUUAUUUUGACAGACUCAGGGUUCAGCUUUCAGCAGAGUGGAGUGGGUUUCAGUGUGUCGGCGAAUUUUCGCUGCUGCUGGGCUGAGGUCAAAUUUUCUCGAACUUGUGAGUCAACGUUUAGUAGAGGAUCUGAAUGGUGGUAAUUGUGGUAGCUCGACAAGUGUUCUUUGAAUUUCAGGAGUCGAUCUUGUAAGCAGUACGUGCUAUCUCAUUCUAGCUGAGCGCGCUGGGCUGAGGGAUCAAACACUUUGAUUAAUUGUAGUUUUGGGGACCAUUUAAAGGAAUUUGAAGGUUCUGCGUUUUGUAGGCACCUGCAACUGUCAGUGUAAUUUGCACUGGCUUUACCGACCCUCUUUUGGAUUGAGAGAUAGGAAUGUUUUUUUCGUUUUCUCAGCAACAUUCAAUUGGUCAUGAUUUCAUUGCUCCAUGUGAGGGUUGAGGCUUCUGAGUCCUACGAUGAGAAUUUUACCUACCAUUUUCCACAUUUUUACUUUAUGUCUUGAUGUCGACUACUUUUGAGGUGCAGGACAAGAAUUGUUCUAUUGAUGAAAACAGACUGAUCUUGGAGUGUCUGUUUCUUAAGAGACACGGAGGGUUCAUACUCAGGAGAAAGAUGAUAAAGACUAGAAACCUUGCGUUGUUGUUGAAAUAAACAUUGGUGCACUACGAAAACGAAGAUGGCCAGGGUACACUUGCAGCGUUUUGCCAGCACUUACAUUUUGAGCCAACAAACUGGGUCACGUGGCUUCCUCAAUACUUCGAGAAUAUUAGCAACGUUAGGUUCCUCCAGCAAUAUGUCAUGUACAGUCAUUUCGGCGAACAGGUUUCUUGCGUUGGUCCGCCCGAUAUCUACUUCAGCUCAACAUAGCAUUUUUUCAUAUUCACAUGAUGAGAAUAAUCGUUACUGGUCGCAUGGACACAUUUCGAGAUAUUGUACAAGAAACAAUCAUAGUGACGAUUCAGAGAUAGUCUCUCUACCUGAUAUCAAAAACACAGAAGGGAAGAAUCCUCCCAAGAAGGUUCUGGACGGGGGCGCAAAAUUCAAUGUUGUUCGAAUAGACGAUGACGGUUCAUGGCAUCAUCUUUCGCUGAGGACCUCCGAGUUUAAUAUUCAUCCAAGGGACAUCGAUUUGUUGGCGAGGUCUAAGUCCUUUGUACCCCAACGGGCGACGAUAUCUGUUCGGAACGAAAAGGUGAUCGUGCGCAUGGAGAAUGUGAGAGCACUAGUCUGCAGAGACCACGCCAUACUUUUUGAAGCUCGCCGUCCUCCAAUCGGCAAGGUGGGUGGAACCGUGGGAAAUCUAUCAAGUAAGAGAAAAGCUACAAAUGAAGUAAUGGACAGGGCACGGGAGUUUUUUGCAAUUUCCAUGGCCGAGCAAGUGAAGAAUCCAUCAGGAUACACUUAUGAGAUCAUGCCAUUUCACUUGAAAAUGAUUGAGUGCUUGCUUGAGGAGACCAGCAAUUUUUUCAAUCAGAAAGUUGAAAGACUUAAGGUGUUGGUGGAGCGCAUCCUUGAGGAGCUUACGUCAGACGUGAAUAUGGGAGGGCUCCAGCGAUUGCUGCCGUUAAAGAGGGCCCUCACAGAAGUGGAGCAUGAUAUUCACGAUGCCCAUAAUGCUAUGGAGCAGGUGUUAAAUAGUGAUGAGAAUCUGCAGGCCCUUUGUCUUGAAGACAAGACACUGUGCUCAAUCAGCUCGAGCACUCCCAAUAAAACCAAAGAGGCAUCAUUUCAUCAUAGUAUUCUACGGCAGGCAGCAGCUGACAUGCUCCUGACAUAUCAGCGAGAGUUUGAUGAUGCUGGUGGUGCACUUGAGGAGCUGCGAAAAGAUUUGAAUGCGGCUCAGGAGAUUUGGGAAUUGGGAUUAGACACAACUCGAAACCGAAUCAUACGCACAGAUCUGAUGAUGAGCAUGUGCACCCUGUCCGUAAGCUUAGCUGCAGCUAUUGGGGCAUUUUUCGGCAUGAAUCUUCAGAGUGGAUUUGAAGAACAUCCAACCCUAUUUUGGUGGGUUUCAGGAUGUGCCACUGCCACAUCUGUAUGUGCUGCUACCAUGUUGUUUGCUUACUCUCGUGUUGGCCCCAAGAUGGAUGAUAGACGGCGUGCUCAGGAUUUAGCGGGGCUGCAAAAUCUCGUACAACACUUGGACGACCUUGAUGACAUUUUCCAAGUGGUCAUCACUGAAGUGGCAGGAAAGCCAGUCACACAACUCGAAUUCAUGGAAAUUGUGCGGAAGCAUCCUUCUGCCCAGCAUAUAAGUCAGAGUGAGCUGGACCUCAUGUUUCGUCUCUUCGAUGUAAAUCGGAACCGUGUCCUGGAGCUCAAAGAGUUCAAUCUGCAACACUCCAGCAAUUUUUCAGCAUUCACGCAAACUUAGAUACUGGGGCCACUUGGAUGUUGAAGAGCUGAUUAGGAACUCAAAACUUGAAAUUAGAAACUCUGAAUGAGAGUUGGCUUCCUAUCAAGCCAAAUAUCAAAUGUAUGAUUAAAUAUAGUAACACGACAUAAUGAUUAUCUUUCUGUUAAUACAUUAUUUUUUUUCGAA